AUGACGCAGAUCGUAUCGGGCGCUGAUAUCUACGGACAAGGGUCCUGGGUUGACUCCAAGGCGCCGCCAGUGCCCGAUGAUGCACGCCGACUUCUCAAGAAGCUGGCCGAGGCGACGCCGGGAUUUACCAAAGACCCCACCGUUCUGGACACGGUAUCUUUCACUGGCUCCUCCGACACAAUCGUACCCGGUCCAUUGAAAUCCGCUGUUGUCGCUAGUGCUCUGCACGCCAUGAGCGGCAUCGUGGCCAACGAGCUCCUCGAGCUCAGAGACGGCCAUAGCUCCAGCAGGACUGUAUCUAUCGACACCGACCAUGCUGCAUUCUGGCUCGGAAGCGUGGGCAUGACCAAGCGAAACGGUCAGACUGUCCAGGAACUUGGCAAGGAGGGUAAAUUAGCUGCCAUCUUCCCUAAAGAUCUCCAAGGAGACAUCUUCGGAAAGCCAUUGAGAUUGCGCGCUACGGCAAACUACGAGACCAAGGAUGAAGGCGUUUGGUUUCAACUACACGGUAACGACGAGGCCUCUCGAGUCAUUGCUGAGCACGUUCGCAAGUUCGGAGCACAUGAACUGGAGAUGAUACACUUUGUUCAAGGCCUUUGUGGAAGUAUUUGCUAUACUCCUGCUGGAUGGAAACAGACACGUAUGGCCAAGGACUUGUCUAAGCAUCCCCUUAUCAACUACAAGCAGCAGACACAUGCAGUUCCUACACCAGCCAUUCCGUUGCCAGUAUCUGCCGAUAAACGGCCGCUGGCUGGUAUUAAGGUCGUGGAGCUUGUCCGCAUCAUUGCAGGCCCCGUGAUUGGAACGACACUGGCUGCUCUCGGAGCGGAUGUGAUCCGUGUGAACUGCGGUCGCCUCCCUGACUUUAACGGACUUCAAUUGACGCUGAAUGCUGACGUUAGAACUGUGGAUAUUGACCUGGCUAAAGAGGAUGAAGUAAAUCACCUCCUCGAGUUAGUUUCAGAUGCGGACGUCUUCAUCCAAGGGUACAGGCCAGGAGUGAUUGCCAAGAAAGGGCUCAGCCGUGAUAAUAUCCUCGAGAUAGCUGGAAAAAGAGGCAAGGGCAUCGUGUAUGUGGAAGAGAAUUGCUACGGACCAGAUGGCCCUAUGGCUGAGCGACCUGGCUGGCAACAAAUUGCGGAUGCUGCUUCUGGGUGUUCCCACGUCAUCGGGAGAAGCCUGGGCCACAAAGACGGAACAUGUGUGCUUCCUGCUCUGCCCGUUCCGGAUAUGCUCACGGGUUUGAUCGGAUGCAUUGGUACCAUGAUGGCCAUCAGAGAUCGUGCACGUCAAGGCGGAUCCUACCACGUCUUUGCUUCCCUCAUGGCUACUGCCUCUCUCCAUCUAAGCCCUGAGGUCGGAUUGUACUCACCUGAGGUGGUACAGGGCUGCCAAGAGAAGUUUGGUUGGGACGAAACGAGCCCUGACCUCUUUGUGCUUGAGCUGUUGGAUGUGGUGCUGAAGGCAUGGGCUAAAGCGAUGCCAAAGUCCUUUGGGGAAGAUUCACCUUAUAUGUCUACCCUCAGAGGUGAAUGGGACGAAUUUGAAGUGCUGAAGCCGGUUGUUCAGCUGAGCGACAAAAGCGCAUCGCCAUACUACUCAUCUGCUCCAGAGCCUAACUGCUAUCGCGACAGUACUGUAAUGGCGUGGCAAUAG
Messenger RNA from Fusarium subglutinans, 1656 nucleotides. Its product is annotated as acyl transferase carnitine dehydratase. The record is from RefSeq and is a predicted model, not a curated record. The transcript is spliced from 3 exons. Gene Ontology annotation, molecular function: catalytic activity. Lineage: Eukaryota; Fungi; Ascomycota; Sordariomycetes; Hypocreales; Nectriaceae. The coding region runs from base 1 to 1656 and encodes 551 amino acids.